AUGUCUAAGAGUUACUUAGUCCUUUGCAUUGUGCUUUGUGGCUGGAGGCUGGUUCUUGGCGAAGAACCUCAAAAUGACGCAGAAGGCCGAACUUUUUCAAAACAUAAAUGCCAUUUGGGUUCCUGCGGCGGAGGUUUAGGCUUUGGUGGUUACCAAGGUGGCUAUCAGGGUGGCUAUCAGGGUGGCUAUCAGGGUGGCUAUCAGGGCGGCUAUCAAGGUUAUCAAGGAUAUCCACCUAUUAACAUAGGAAUCAGUCAAUCACAAUCAUCUGCGUCUGGUGGAUACGGCACAGAUUUCAUCCCACCAUACAACCAGUACAAUCAGUAUAACGGCUUCCCCAAGAAUGGACCGCACUCAGGGCAUUACAACAACGGUUAUGGGCCCAACAACAACGGUUUUGGUUCUUACAACAACGGUUUUGGUUCUUACAACAACGGUUUUGGUCCUUACAACAACGGUUAUGGACCAUACAACAACAAUCACGGACCAUAUAACAACGGAUUUGGACCUUAUAAUAAACCCUUUGGAAAUAAUCAAUUUAAUGGCAACUAUUACCUAGGUAACACAGGUAAUGGUUAUGGCUUACGAAGAUUUGGUGACGACAACGAAAACGAUGAAGAGACAUCGGCUAAAGAGACUGAUUGA
Pieris macdunnoughi is the source of this 645-nucleotide messenger RNA. NCBI's taxonomy places the organism in Eukaryota, Metazoa, Arthropoda, Insecta, Lepidoptera, Pieridae. The record is from the annotation of a GenBank genome assembly.